CUGGGCGGAGCCGCGGUGGGUCGGACAGCCGGCGGUGAGGCACUUCCGGUGCGUUCGGGUUUCUUCGACGGCGGCGUUUAAAUGGAGCUGCUGGAGCGAAGCUGCUGCACCGAGCACCGAUAAUAAUAAUAAAAAACAAAAACAGCCCGCUCGUGUUUUUUUUCCCUUUUUCCCCACGCUGCGCUGUCUGGAAGCAUCUUUUAUUGUUUGGGCUCGCGGACGGAUCUCGCGGACGGUAACGUGAUGCGCGCGAGCGCCCUGAUUCAGGCUGCUCGGGUUGUUUACUGAUAAACAAAAUAAACCAUAUUGGAGGUAUUUUUUAUUGAUAGUUUGUUUGUUUGUUUUUUUGGCUGGACUUUGACCGAUAAUAAUUUGAAACGGUGUUCAAAAUGGUGAUCAAUCUGUACAACAAUUUAAAUUAAGCAUUUAUUUCUUAAAAUUGGAAGAACAACAAAAUUAAAUACCUGUCCUCAAAAUCUACAUCAUUAUAAAGAAAAACACUUGGUACAGGAGGAUACUGUUAUUUUGAACCCAACAGGUGCAAUAAAAUUAAUAAAAGAACGUGUAAAAAAAAAAAACGUUUUAACAAUAUAAUCAUUUUUAUCCUUCUACUUUAAUGAAAUUUACCAUCUAAGUUUAAUAAUUUACAUUUAAACAGCACUUACUGAGCAACAGAUUGAAAUAAAAUAAGUGGUAUCAAAACACAUGCAUGUAUUUGUCUUGACGUUACCAUGUUUCUACCUUGACCUUCAAGGUUAGUAUCUGUAAACUUUAAUAAGGACAAAAUUAGUUCUUUAAACGGACAAGCUGAUCAACAGACAGCAUUUUAGAAGGUCGACAAGUCCAGAAACAAGUCAUCAGCAACCAUGUUCAGUUGGCUUGGGAAAGACGACCGGCGGAAAAAGGAGCCAGAAGUCUUCCAGACCGUCAGUGAAGGACUGAAGAAGCUCUAUAAAACAAAACUCCUGCCGCUGGAGGAGAGCUACAAAUUCCAUGAGUUCCACUCCCCAGCCCUAGAGGAUGCAGACUUUGACAACAAGCCCAUGGUCUUACUGGUGGGCCAGUACUCCACGGGCAAGACCAGCUUCAUACGCUACCUGCUGGAGCAGGAUUUUCCUGGCAUGCGUAUCGGGCCUGAACCCACCACAGAUUCCUUCAUAGCGGUGAUGCAUGGCGACAUAGAGGGUGUCAUCCCAGGCAACGCUUUGGUGGUUGACCCUAAGAAGCCCUUCAGAAAGCUGAACGCGUUCGGAAACGCAUUCCUCAACAGGUUUGUUUGUGCUCAGCUGCCGAACCCGGUGCUGGAAAGCAUCAGUGUGAUUGACACUCCUGGAAUCCUGUCCGGAGAGAAACAGAGGAUCAGCCGAGGCUAUGACUUUGCGGCAGUGUUAGAGUGGUUUGCAGAGCGAGUGGACCGGAUCAUUUUACUCUUUGAUGCUCACAAGCUGGACAUAUCUGAUGAAUUCUCUGAAGUGAUAAAGGCCCUAAAGAACCACGAAGACAAGAUCAGGGUUGUGCUGAACAAAGCUGACCAAAUAGAAACCCAGCAGCUGAUGAGAGUGUAUGGCGCCCUGAUGUGGUCACUUGGUAAAAUAGUCAAUACUCCUGAGGUGAUCCGUGUGUACAUCGGUUCAUUCUGGUCCCACCCUCUGUUGAUUCCUGACAACAGAAAGCUAUUUGAAGCAGAGGAGCAGGAUUUGUUCAAGGACAUUCAGUCUUUACCGAGGAAUGCGGCUCUUCGCAAGCUCAACGAUCUGAUCAAGAGGGCAAGACUAGCCAAGGUUCAUGCUUAUAUCAUCAGCUCGCUGAAGAAAGAGAUGCCGUCUGUGUUUGGGAAGGAGAACAAGAAAAAAGAACUGAUCGCAAGUCUCGGAGACAUUUACAAACAUAUAGAAAGAGAACAUCAGAUAUCACCUGGAGAUUUCCCUAAUCUGAAGAAGAUGCAGGACCAGCUCCAAGCACAGGAUCUUAACAGAUUCCAGCCUCUGAAGCCCAAACUCCUGGAGGCAGUCGAUGACAUGCUGGCCCAUGACAUUGCGAGCUUAAUGAUCCUGGUCCGACAAGAGGAAACCCAACGUCCAAACCCAGUUGUGAAAGGCGGGGCAUUCGAUGGCACUUUACACGGCCCGUUCGGCCACGGUUACGGCGAAGGAGCCGGCGAAGGCAUUGACGAAGCAGAGUGGGUCGUCGCACGUGACAAACCUGCCUACGACGAGAUUUUCUACACAUUAUCCCCAAUCAAUGGGAAAGUAACCGGAGCCAACGCCAAGAAGGAAAUGGUGAAGUCCAAAUUGCCCAACACAGUGCUUGGAAAAAUCUGGAAGUUGGCAGAUAUUGAUAAGGAUGGCAUGCUUGAUGAUGAGGAAUUUGCUUUGGCAAAUCAUUUGAUAAAAGUAAAACUGGAGGGACAUGAACUGCCAGCAGAGCUGCCGGCACACCUGGUACCUCCAACAAAGAGGAAAAUACCAGAAUAAAUAUAUCGGAACUACCCCAUCCCCAAUCUAAAAAAGGAAUCUUCCAGUAGCAUUGUAAUCAAAACAACAUUUAACCAACCAAGUGCAGGCUUGAUGUCUUCUGUACAUAUGUAUGCAACAAUUCCUUACCCUUGAAAGGAAAAUAUUCAUUUGAGUCCAAUUCUGAUAUAAGUAAUAUAUAAAUACUAUUCUAUGCAUGCUAGCUGCAAAAUACCAUGCAAGGGAAACAUCUGGCUCAUUCAUUAUUUUAAUGCAGUACAUUUUAACAACAAUGUUGCUACAUGCUGGUAUUUAGAGCUCUUAUUUAGGCUACAUUUACUGCCCACGAGAACUAUGUGCAAAUACAGUGGCAGGUCAGAAAUAACAUUUACAAAGAGCUUUGUCUAACACACAAAGUUUGCAGGUUCCUUAUACUGGACAAUCACAACACAGGGUGUCCAAUGCGUGUGACGUGCUGAUUGGACCUUACCAAUUACAAUGGGUUAAGGGUCUUAAUUCAGGCAAAGCUGCAAGAAACUAAUCCAGAUGCCAUUCCAACUCUUCAAUGCACUAUUCAUCAGGAAGCAGUGGAGUAAAUGCAUAAAAUGCUAAAAUGUCUAAGGGCAACAAAUUAACUAUGUUAAGGCUCCACCAGGAAUUCAAGAAAAAUAUGCAGAAGCUGUCAACAGAUUGGUUCAUGAAACAUACACUCUUUUUUGGGGGGAUUCUUAAGGACCAUUUAGGAUUAUUGAUUAUAGCAUUUAUGAUCUAAUCUGUCUGGAGGUAGAUUACAGAAACUACUCCUUUUUAAUUGGCAUAAUAAUAAUUUCAAAUCUGGCUUGAUACCAAAGCACAUAAAAAUUAUUUUUUACAUCCGUAAAACUGGUAGAAUAUAUUUUAUCAAAGGUUUGAAGAUCUUUGGCCAAGAUGUCAACAACACCAUGGUGGAUUACCUUCAUAUUUGGUAUGACAUCUGUACCCAUCCUUGUGAUUUAUGGCUAGAAAUGUUCAAACCUUUUAAAAAUCUGAUGUGCACAUUUACUAUCCAAUUGUUGAGUACCUCUAGUUGGUAGUUUGGUGGACUUGCACCUAAAACAUAGUCAUGCUCAAAAUUACUGGUACCACCUAUAGUGGUAGAGUGGCAAACAGCACUUUCUUAAGACUCUUAAGAUUGAAGCCUGGAUUUGAUCAGUUUUUGGCAUGACCACUCUUCUCUGCCCCACUCCAACAUGAAGCUCUGAAUGGUUCUCCAAUCACAGUCAUAGAAGCCUAUAAUUCAAGAGUCGUCAUGGUUGUCUUCAUUGCCUCCCCCAUGAUUCUCCCUCUUGCACAGUCUCUCAGUUUUUGAGAACCACUGAACUCAGACACAUCAUACAAGAACACACUUCUGCAUUUCUUCAUGAUGGACACAAAUGAAAUCCAAAUAAUAUUCAGUCACUUGGAAAUAUUCACGUAUCUGACUUGUCUAAAAGAAAACUAUGGCUCCAAUACUCCAAAGAAACAUAAAAAAAAAAGCAACAGUCCUUGUGUUUAGAGGUUGUAGACCAUCCUUUGGGUUGUGAUCCCACAGUUUUCCAAGCCAGUGAUUUUCAACCUGGUCCUCAAGUACCACCUGAUGGACAGUUUUUACAUCUCUUCCAGCUAGUGUCAGAACCUUGAAUACAGGUAGCUGUGGGACACAGCAGCCUGUAAUCAAGGUUCUUGAAAUGGAGCAAUAUCUCCACCUGGUGGACAUUUACCUUUAAGACAAGUACAAGAGAAUUUUGCCAAGAGCUCUAGGGUGUGUGUAUGUAUAUGUGUGUGUAUACACGCACAUACACACAACUUAGUUACAUAAAAGUUAGCUUCAAUUGGUAAUUCGACGUACUGAAUUUAUCACAUCAUUUGCUGUAGG
Messenger RNA from Thalassophryne amazonica, 4347 nucleotides. Its product is annotated as EH domain-containing protein 3. Bases 867 to 2474 code for a protein of 535 amino acids. The transcript is spliced from 9 exons. Gene Ontology annotation, molecular function: GTP binding; calcium ion binding; protein binding. NCBI's taxonomy places the organism in Eukaryota, Metazoa, Chordata, Actinopteri, Batrachoidiformes, Batrachoididae. Gene Ontology annotation, biological process: endocytosis; endosomal transport. Gene Ontology annotation, cellular component: plasma membrane; cytoplasm. The record is from RefSeq and is a predicted model, not a curated record.